This is a messenger RNA of Talaromyces marneffei, 1002 nucleotides long. RefSeq lists its product as uncharacterized. The coding region runs from base 1 to 1002 and encodes 333 amino acids. The record is from RefSeq and is a predicted model, not a curated record. The transcript has a single exon. NCBI's taxonomy places the organism in Eukaryota, Fungi, Ascomycota, Eurotiomycetes, Eurotiales, Trichocomaceae.
AUGGAGAACCCCCUCGCAAUCGCAACAGUGUCCCUCGGCCAACACGCCUCCCACACACUCCCUUCCAAAAUUGUCGCAGCCGCACACCACGGCUUCUCGGCCCUAGAAAUCGUAUACAACGACCUCGCCACUUAUGCCGCGUCAAAAACGCCCAAAAUAACUAUUCAAGCUGCAGCCAAAGACAUUUCCUCGCUCUGUGCCUCUCAUAACAUUUCUAUUCUGUCACUAAACCCAUUCAAAAACUUCGAAGGCCAUUCCUCACCACUUAGCGAGCGACUUGACUCUGCAAGGCAUUGGAUUGAAGUCGCCAGUUUACUCCAAGCGCAGCAUUUACAAGUUCCAUCUCAAUUCGAUACAGAGAAUAGUACCGGAGAUGAGAAUGUCGUCAUUUCUGAACUACAGCAACUGGCGGAUAUGGCGGCGAAGAUUGCACCGGGGUUAAGGAUUGCCUAUGAAGCUGUCGCCUGGGGGAGUUAUGUCGAUACAUGGCAGGAUUCCUUGCGAAUCGUGGAGUUGGUCAACAGGGCAAAUUUCGGCGUCUGUCUUGACUCGUUUCACGUCGUUGCGCGGCUGUGGGGUGAUAUCAUGUCUGAAUCCGGCAAACAGGAAACAGGUCAAAACGUGGACGACGCUCUUCGACAAUCCCUAGACGAGUUUGGACUAGCCUGUCCACUGGAUAAAAUCUUUUACGUGCAGCUCUCCGACGGAGAGAAAUAUUCGCCGCCAUUGAGCCCGGAGCAUAGGUUUUACGAAGCAAGCUUUCCAUCUGCCCUUACAUGGUCGAGGAAUACCAGGCCGUUUCCUCUCGAGACAGAGUAUGGGGGUUAUAUGCCUGUUACCGAGGUGGCGAAAGCGUGGUUGGCGGAAAAGGGGUGGAAGGGAUAUGUUUCACUUGAGGUGUUUGAUUGGAGAAUGAGGGAGGAAGGGAAUGGGCCUAAGGAUAAUGCGAGGAGAGGGAUUGAGUCGUGGAGAAAGCUUGUAGCAGAGCUCAACAAGGAAUAA